AUGAGAUCAUCACAAUCUUCUUGGUUGCCACGUAUUGGUUUGUUAUACGUGGCGUUAGUCAUGCUCAUACCAUUCUUGGUAUCUCCAAAAAGUGCAUUUGCCGUCGCUGCUGUCAGUGAUGACGAAUCAUCUUCUCCAGAUAACUACGGUACUGUCAUUGGUAUUGAUUUAGGUACUACUUACUCAUGUGUCGGUGUCAUGAAGAAUGGUAAAGUUGAAAUCUUGGCCAAUGAUCAAGGUAACAGAAUUACCCCAUCUUAUGUUGCCUUCAAUGGUGAUGAAAGAUUGGUUGGUGAUGCCGCUAAGAAUCAAGCCGCUUCCAAUGUUAACAACACUGUUUUUGAUAUUAAGAGAUUAAUUGGUUUGAAAUACAAUGAUGACACUGUUCAAAAAGAAAUCAAACACUUGCCAUACAAGAUUGAAAACAAGGGUAACAAGCCAGUUGUUAAAGUUGAAUUUAAUGGUGAAGAAAAAACCUUCUCUCCAGAAGAAAUUUCUUCCAUGGUUUUGGGUAAAAUGAAGAGUAUUGCCGAAGAUUAUCUUGGUAAGAAAGUCACCCAUGCUGUUGUCACUGUUCCAGCUUAUUUCAAUGAUGCCCAAAGACAAGCCACUAAAGAUGCUGGUGUUAUUGCCGGUUUGAAUGUCUUGAGAAUUGUCAAUGAACCAACUGCCGCUGCUAUUGCCUACGGUUUGGACAAAGGUGACACCGAAAAACAAAUCAUUGUCUACGAUUUGGGUGGUGGUACUUUCGAUGUUUCCUUGUUGUCUAUUGAAGGUGGUGUUUUCGAAGUUUUGGCUACUGCUGGUGAUACUCACUUGGGUGGUGAAGAUUUUGAUUUCAAGAUUGUCAGAUACUUGGCCAAACAAUUCAAGAAGAAGCACAACAUUGAUAUUACUUCCAACACCAAGGCUAUUUCUAAAUUGAAGAGAGAAGCUGAAAAGGCCAAGAGAACUUUGUCUUCUCAAAUGAGUACUAGAGUUGAAAUUGAUUCAUUUGUUGAUGGUAUUGAUUUCUCUGAAACCCUUUCUAGAGCCAAGUUUGAAGAAUUGAACAUUGCUGCUUUCAGAAAGACUUUGAAACCUGUUGAACAAGUUUUGAAAGAUGGUGGUGUUAAGAAAUCCGAAAUUGACGAUAUUGUCUUGGUUGGUGGUUCUACUAGAAUUCCAAAGGUCCAAGAAUUAUUGGAAAACUUCUUUGAUGGUAAGAAGGCUUCUAAAGGUAUUAACCCAGAUGAAGCUGUUGCUUACGGUGCCGCUGUUCAAGCUGGUGUCUUGAGUGGUGAAGAAGGUGUCGACGACAUUGUCUUGUUGGAUGUCAAUCCAUUGACUUUGGGUAUUGAAACCUCUGGUGGUGUUAUGACUACUUUGAUCAAGAGAAACACUGCUAUCCCAACCAAGAAAUCCCAAAUUUUCUCUACUGCUGCUGAUAACCAACCAACUGUCUUGAUUCAAGUUUACGAAGGUGAAAGAACCAUGGCCAAGGACAACAACAGAUUGGGUAAAUUCGAAUUAACUGGUAUUCCACCAGCCCCAAGAGGUGUUCCACAAAUUGAAGUUACUUUCUCCUUGGAUGCCAAUGGUAUCUUGAAGGUUGAAGCUGCUGAUAAAGGAACCGGUAAAUCUGAAUCCAUCACUAUCACCAACGAAAAGGGUAGAUUAUCCAAGGAUGAAAUUGAUAGAAUGGUUGAAGAAGCUGAAAAAUACGCUCAACAAGAUCAAGAAUUGAAAGAAAAGAUUGAAGCUAGAAACUCCUUGGAAAACUAUGCUCAUCUUUUGAGAGGUCAAUUGAAUGACAAAUCAGAAACUGGUUUAGGUUCUAAAUUGGAUGAUGAUGACAAGGAAACCUUGGAUGAUGCUAUUAAAGAAACUUUAGAAUUUAUUGAAGACAAUUUCGAUACUGCAACUGCUGAAGAAUUUGAAGAACAAAAACAAAAAUUGAUCGAUGUUGCUAACCCAAUCACUGCUAAAUUAUACGGUAAUGCCGGUGGCGAAGAAGGUGCUGGUGGCGCUAAAUUCGGUGACGAUGAUUCAGAUGAUGAAUUUGAUCACGAUGAAUUGUAA
This is a messenger RNA of Candida tropicalis MYA-3404, 2061 nucleotides long. RefSeq names its product Hsp70 family ATPase (gene KAR2). Gene Ontology annotation, biological process: protein refolding; endoplasmic reticulum unfolded protein response; cellular response to unfolded protein. Lineage: Eukaryota; Fungi; Ascomycota; Pichiomycetes; Serinales; Debaryomycetaceae. The transcript has a single exon. Gene Ontology annotation, cellular component: membrane; cytoplasm; nucleus. Gene Ontology annotation, molecular function: heat shock protein binding; ATP binding; ATP-dependent protein folding chaperone. The record is from RefSeq and is a predicted model, not a curated record. The coding region runs from base 1 to 2061 and encodes 686 amino acids.